This is a messenger RNA of Notodromas monacha, 663 nucleotides long. Lineage: Eukaryota; Metazoa; Arthropoda; Ostracoda; Podocopida; Cyprididae. The record is from the annotation of a GenBank genome assembly.
AUGCUGCGUUUGAUCACCUCGUGGAGUUCUGGGUCUCGGCAGGUUGUCGACGGAUGUGUCGAACGAGAGGGGUCGCAUUUCAAAUGCAAUGGGAAUGCAGAACGAGUAUGCGAGAUAGGAUGGACGGGCGACAUGUGCGACGUUCCGAUUUGUCGGCCAGGAUGCGAUCCUUUGCAUGGAUAUUGCCAUAAGCCCGGGGAAUGCGUUUGCAAACUGGGUUGGCGCGGGGAUUUGUGCAACGAAUGCAUGACGCUGCCUGGUUGCAUUCACGGCACCUGCGAUGUCACUUGGGAGUGCAAUUGCAAGCCGGGUUGGGACGGAUUGUUCUGCAACCAGCCAAAGUGCAAGGAAGGCUGUCACACAACCCGAGGCUACUGCGAGAAACCUGAAGAAUGCAAUCUGCGACGUUCGCCUCGCAUGAAUGAUCGCGACGCGGGCUGUCAAAGUGUCGCGAUUACGAGUCGGCAAAGGCGUUUCAGGAUCAGCAUACGUAUUACACAUACCACUCAGAACCCGGGCCGAGAUCCCGAAACUCCGCCGAAAAGCAGCAAUUCUGACUUGACUCGCGUGUUUGACGUCGCUGCUCGGUUCGACACAACCAGCCCGCCGCAUGUGGCCAACAACAAUGCCACUCUCGCACUAAGCUGCGGCUUCCGUGAAUAA